Punica granatum (pomegranate) is the source of this 1715-nucleotide messenger RNA. Lineage: Eukaryota; Viridiplantae; Streptophyta; Magnoliopsida; Myrtales; Lythraceae. The record is from RefSeq and is a predicted model, not a curated record.
UUCCCAAAGAAACGAACACAUAACUCCCCCCUUACUUAGCAAAAAAACCAUACUCCCUCCUUCCCUCCCUCCCUCCCUCCUUGCAAACAUCCCAUCGCAGAGAGAGCCAUUUCUAGAGAGAGAAAAUCUCAGUGGGGGGAGAGAGAGAGGAGACCGGGGAGAGAUAGAGAGAGCUCUCUAACUGCUCAAUGGUGUCCCCCUCGCAGAUCUCGAAACCCUAGCCACACUUCAUUGUCUCCGGAUACUCUCCCGCCCUCUCCUCCUCUCUUGCCACUCGCCGGAGCUCCGUCUCCCUAUCGCUGUCCGUACCUGUGCCUCAUUGUCAAUUGGCGGGGCCUUGGGCGGCGGGUUUGAUUGAAUCCCCAAUCGGCUCCGCUGGACUUUGAUUGCCUUCGCAGGAGCUCGGCUGGGGCAAUCGAGGAGCUCUAUUUGUCGUUUCUUGUCUCCACACUAGCUGGCAUUACGGCGUUUCCGAUUUACGGAUGUGAUUUGGAGCAUUCUUCCGCGAGGAGGCCGAUGAAGGAGGUGCAUUUCGUGUAUUGAACUGUUCGAGCGGAUAAGAUGGAUGACAGAGGAGGUUCGUUUGUCGCUGUCAGAAGGAUUUCUCAAGGCAUUGAAAGAGGCAACACCUGCCAUUCAACUUCAGCUGAGGUUGUGGCAGGAUCUGCAGCAUGGCUUGGCCGAGGUCUUUCUUGUGUUUGUGCCCAGAGAAGAGAGAGCGAUGCUCGUCCUUCAUUUGAUUUAACACCUGCCCAGGAGGAAUGUUUACAGAGGUUACAAAGCCGUAUAGACGUUGCCUAUGAUAGUUCAACACUGGAGCACCAGGAAGCCCUAAGAGCGUUAUGGCAUACUGCCUUUCCUGAAGAGGAACUAUGUGGUUUAAUAUCUGAGCAAUGGAAGGAAAUGGGUUGGCAAGGGAAGGACCCUUCCACUGAUUUUAGGGGAGGCGGUUUCAUAUCAUUGGAAAACUUGUUGUUUUUCGCGAGGAAUUUUCCGAAAUCCUUCCAAGAUUUACUUAGAAAGCGAGAAGGAGAUAGGUCAAUGUGGGAAUACCCUUUUGCUGUCGCUGGUGUCAAUAUCACCUUUAUGCUCAUCCAAAUGCUUGAUCUGGAAGCAGUAAAACCACGGACCUUUGUUGGAGCUACUUUCUUGAAGUUUCUUUCAGAAAAUGAACAUGCCUUUGAUCUUCUAUAUUGCAUUACAUUCAAGUUAAUGGAUCAUCAAUGGCUUGCCAUGCGUGCGUCUUAUAUGGACUUCAACGCGGUAAUGAAAUCAACACGCCGUCAAUUGGAAAGUGAACUCCUGCUUGAAGAGAUAACGCGCCUCGAAGAAUUGCCUUCGUACAAACUCCUCACACGAUAGGUAUAGGAGCAGCAGCAGUUGAUGAGGGUUUCAGAGAUUUCUCUUUUCUUUGCUCACUCGCUACUCCCCCUUUCUUUCUGCUCUUUGAAAUCUUGCUAGAUGGCUUUCCUUUUUUUCUGGUUGAUAUGGCAUUAGCAAUAUUUCUUAAGCUUUUCCUUUUGACAUCCCGAGUAUUCCUGCUUAGUGCUUGAGAUAAGUCUACUCAUGUUUACGGGGGAUAUAGGUUGAUGCAUAAAAAUGUAAUUGCAUGAGGUGAUGCAUAAAUGACCCGAUCAUGGGUAGCUCGUAUUGCGAAUGCUGCUGUGAGUCAAUUCCAAUUCCAUCUUGAGUAUUAUUUGAGUUGGUCUUUUACU